CAAGAUUAGUAUAAGUUGACUUAUUUAUUUAUUAAUCACAUUUUCUUCAAGUUGAAAAGUUCAGGAUAUAUCUCCUUUGCUAUUAUAUUCUUCUUCUUCAUUUCUCUUGGAGCAUAAGAGCAUUUCCUUCAUCCUUAUUCAAUCCUCUUUUCUGGCAUCUUCAAAAUUCAAUGGGAGAAGCAUAAUUGUAAAUGAAGAGGAAAUAUUGAAAUUUGGAGCUGCUGCCGCCGGUCGGAUUUGGCCAUAAGUAUGGUGGAUGAGAGCUCUGACCUUGUCAAUGGUGAAGGAGCAUAAGCUUCGACAAUUAAGAGAACAUUAGAAUUAGCCUAAAUUAGGGCUAUUCUUUACAAUUUUGCUUCCAGCAAUUAUAGAGGCCAAGCUAAUUAGUAUGGAGGAUAUUGUUGAGAGUUGUGACAGAACUCCUACUCCCACAAAGUCUUCUUCCCAACGUAGAUAUUCACCAAUUGAUGAAGACCUAGAGGGUCUUCAAGAUGUAGCAGAACAAAUGAUGCAUCAAUUGAUUAGAGGGACAGCGGAGCUGGAUGUUAUAUCGAUUGUAGGAAUGCCCGGACAAAGCAAAGCAACUUUAGUUAGAAGGUUGUACAAUAAUCCUUCAAUUGUUUCUCGCUUUGAUGUUCGGGCGUGGUGCUCCUUUCCACAAAGAUAUAACGUGGGAAAGCUGUUGCUAGAGAUACUAAAACAAAUUAUCGCUGGUAAGCGUAUUACUGUAGGUGGUCAUAGCAUGGCUGACAUGUUGCACAUUAGUUUAAUGGGAAAGAGAUAUCUCAUCGUAUUGGAUAAUAUACAGGAAGUCAAGGCAUGGGAUGUGUUGUGGUCAUCUUUCCCUGAUGAUAAAAAUAGAAGCAGAAUAAUAGUAACAACUCAAAUUCAGCAAGUGGCAAUGGGGCUUAAGCACCAUAUUGAUCCUUAUUUCCUUCGAUUGCUAAAUGAUGAUGAGAGUUUUAAGUUAUGGCAGAGGGCUGCUUUUCAAGGAGAGAUAUGUCCUCCGGAACUAUUUGAAGUAGGACGGCUAGUUACCCGAGGAUGUAAAGGAUUGACAGAUCUGAUUAUCAUGAUUGCUGGAAGUAUUCCGAAAAAGGAAAGGGGAGAUCCUAAAUUGUGGCUUAAGGUUGCACGUGAAUUAAGCUCUCAUUCUUUAGAUGACUUGCUUAUGAAAAUGAUACAGUCAAGUUAUGACCGUUUAGAGGAUCAUUUAAAGUGUUGCCUUCUGUACAUGGGAUUGUUUCCUAAUGGUUAUGAAAUUCCAGUGUCUGAUUUGCUGAAGUGGUGGAUAGCUGAAGAGUUUGUGCAGAACAUUGACACAUUGAAACUAGAAGAAACAUCAAAGAGUUGCUUGUACGAUCUUGUUGACAGAUACCUAAUAACGGUUACUGAAACAAAAAGUGACGGUGAAAUAAAAUACUGCAAAGUUCGUGAAGAAGUGCAUGAUUUUUGCUCGAGAACAAUUAGAGUAGAAAAGUUUGUGCAGCUCGUAGUGCCAUAUAAUCCACAUCAACCUGCAGUAGAUACAGAUGAACAAAGGAAAUGCAUGUAUAUACAUGACACUAUGAAAAAUGAAUAUUCGUCGGACAAGGCAGAGUCUUUCAGAGAAACUCAGGGGUCUCUAGAGUUCAUUGCGCAUCCAAAAUUCAGUAUACCUCACCGCACUAAUCUUUAUCCUUUACUUAAUGACUUCAGACUUAUUAGGGUGUUGCAUUUAUUGGAUAUGUACUUAGAAAGUUCUUGGGUUACUGCAUUCCAAUCACUAACUCACUUGCGGUACCUUGCAAUUUUUGUCAAGGAACUUGAUUUCAAGUGGUUAUCACACCUACUCCAUCUGCAAACCUUGCGGGUUCGUUCAUCUUAUACGAUGAUAUCACCUGCUAUUUGGAAAAUGGCAAAGUUGAGGCAUGUUGAUAUAAACGAAUUUUCAAUCACAUGGGAAGAGAAUGAGCGAGUGAAUUUUGUAGAAUCUUCAGAAAUUGUGUUAUACAACUUGAAGACCCUUGGCAUGUUUUAUAUGUCUGUGGCUCACAUGACUCCAAAUUUCUGGGAGAAGUUUCCAAAUCUUGAAGAACUAAGGCUCCACAUUGAUGAAUUUGGAGAUGUUCCUGAUGAUUCUGUGCUCUCCAGAAAAUUUGACUUCCCCUCAAGUCUAAAGGUUUUGUCCCUCUGCGACAUUUUUCUGACGGAUGAAGUAGUUUUAACUAUUGCAAGACUGCGACACCUUGAGACUCUUAAAUUAUCCGAGAUAUACUUUACGGGGGAAAAGCUCUUGGACCUCAAUGAUAACGAGUUCCCUGCGCUCAGAGUUUUAAAACUACAUCAUGGGUUUAUGAUGCAGUGGAUUUGCUCAGAUGCAUCUUCAUCAUUUGCUCUGCUUGAAACACUAGUCAUAAAAAGUUGUUCCAAACUUGAGGAGAUCCCAUAUAGCUUUGCGGAUAUUGAAACACUGCAAUUUAUUAAAGUGAUCAGCUGUAGGAAGUCUGUUUUGGAAUCAGCUCUGCAGAUUCAAGAAUACCGUCGUGAAGAAAGCAAUUUCCAAGUUCAAGUCUCAUACAAAGACUAAAGACGGUAAGUGAUUUCGUAAUUGUGAUACUCCUGCAGUAAGAAACGAACUCUUUCAGAUGCUUUAAUUUACACUUCUCCAUUGCAUCUAUGAAUAGCAAUUUUAGUAACUUCUGUCUUGCACACUAAAGUCAGGUCUCAUCAUUUAUUAUUUGCAGCAUUAUUAGGAAGCAUUUGGAAUAUAUAGAAGUUUCAUGCCUUUCAUUUCCUUUACAAAAAUUCCUCAGUGAAGUCGCAAUUGAGAAUUUUAUAUGUUACUGCUUAUGCUUUCCGUAUGGUGCUUCUUUUUCCUUUUUGAAGAUUUUGAAAACUACUAUUGAGAACAGAUGAUCCAUAACUUUACCUUAUGCCAAUUGUGCUACAUAUUGCAAUUGUUAGGUGUUUGUCCUGUUUUUCUUUAUCAUAUUUGGUUUUCCUAUCUCUUGAAGGAAAGGUAACAUAUUUGCCAUAAUUGAUUUAACCUUUUAUGAAAAGGAAAAAUACAGUUCUUCUUUAUUUGGCUAGUCCUUUUUCUUGGAGAAAAAAGUUUUGACUUCUAUAAAUUAAGGAUUUUUCCUUCUCAUUCAGUAGCAUCCAUAAUGUAACCGUAAAGCAUUUGAGAGUCUUAUUGUUUAGGGGGAGAAUUUGUUAGACAAAUAUUAUGUUGUCAUUUGUGUGUGCCUCUUUGUGAGGUUGUUCUUUAGAUAAUUUAUACUCUCUUUUAUAUAGUGGAUCGCUCAUUUCCGCUUCUUGACGUAGGUCAAUUGAUCGAACCACGUUAACUGUUUGUGUCUCUUUUGGUAUAUUUCUCUUUUGUUGUCUACUUUAUCAUCGUUUAAGGUUUCUUUGUUAGCUUCUGUAUGAUACUUGAUUGUUUCUAUCCUAACAGCAUGGACAUACUUUUCAAUAUCAUUCUUUCAUACUAUAACUUUUUAGUUUUUGAGUUUUCUCUAACUAGCUACUUGCUUUCAACCAUCAUUCUUUUUCACCAACUUCUCAUUUUUAGCUAUAGCUUUUGCAUUGGGCUUCAUUUUCCUGACAUUUCCAUUAGUAAUCGCUGCAUCUUUGUAUAGCAUCCGACUUCAGAACAGCAGACUCCAAAGUAUUCAUCGGGCUCGUGACAUUCUGAUUGUACUUCUUAUUUCUGUUCUGCUACACGAGUACUGAAACAACGAAAGGUUCUGCUUUGUGGAUGGGUUGGACUGCGUAUCAGCUUUCCGAUUGAAUUAUCAGCAAGCAAAUCUCUGGAUGAUUUCAAUGUCUUUUUAGUUUUGUGAUUUGCAAUUUAUGUAUUGUCAUAAAUUCUGCUUUUACCAUCUGUCAUGGAUCAGUAAGUUUGUUUCUUAAAUUAUCUUGAUAUGUAUUUUCCUAGUUUGUUUCCU
Messenger RNA from Nicotiana tabacum (common tobacco), 3929 nucleotides. NCBI's taxonomy places the organism in Eukaryota, Viridiplantae, Streptophyta, Magnoliopsida, Solanales, Solanaceae. The record is from RefSeq and is a predicted model, not a curated record.